AUGUCGGUUUCGCAAAGUGGAAGUGUGUUGUCAACUGUGAGUGGCGGUACUAAGGUCCUGCCUCCUAGCUGUACAAGGUGUCGUCUAUCUAUUAACUCAGGACAUGCUUAUGAACUGGGAGGAGAUAGAUGGCACACCCAAUGUUUCAAGUGUUAUAAGUGCAACAAAGAGUUGACAUGCGACUCUGAUUUCCUGGUUUUAGGUACAGGUACAUUAAUAUGCUUUGAGUGUGCGGAUUCCUGCAAGGGUUGUGGGAAGAAAAUCGAUGAUCUAGCUAUAAUACUUUCGUCUUCCAAAGAAGCUUACUGUUCCGAUUGUUUCAAGUGUUGUAAAUGUGGAAAGAAAAUUGAUGACCUUAAGUACGCGAAGACGAAAAGAGGGUUAUUCUGUAUUUCGUGCCAUGAACGCCUGUUAGCGAAGCGUAAGAACGCUGAGGAGAAAAAGCGUCGCCUCCAGAAAGAACUUCCUACGGUGCCGGCCAAAAUUCCCCAAAUUGCCUCUUCAGCUGUUUCAGAUUUUGAGACUACGCGGGCUCCGGCAAAGACUUCUUCUGGUGCACACCUUUCCCCGCAAUCUUUGGCGGAUUUAGAAGAUUCUCGUGAUCCAACAAAAACUUCUGGAACACCCCUUUCUCCUAAAUCUAUUAAAUCUGCUACUGAACCUUUCGAAGAUAUUGGCCAAAGCUCAUACAUGUCUGAUAAUAGCUCCCCAAUACCUACUGAGGAGUCUCGUUUCACCAGCAGCGUCAUAUUUGAUGAGGCAGAGAGGGUACGUCCAGCAGACAGUUUACGGAGGGAUAGCAAUGUUACCUAUGAGAGACAUGCCGGUAUUUCAUCCAAACCAAAUCAACACAAACGUGUAUCUUCGAUCAAAUCCAAUUCAUGGUCCGUGGUUGCGCAGUUUCUCGAGGACGACGAAGAUGACCCCGUUAACGGAGAUGCUGAUGUCCCUACUCUUAUCCAACAAAUUAAUGACAAUAACACUAAUGAAACUAAUAAUAAAACCUUGGAAGUAGAUGCGCUGGAAUUCAAUUCAAGGGAACCUCAAUACCUUACUUCUGAAUCUUCUAGAAGACUUCUUGCUGAGAACAACAAAAUAGUUAACGGCGCAGGUGGAUACACUCAAGAAUUUAAUACUGAUACUCUGGAAGGGCUUCAAAGGCACUAUUCAGUUGAUGAAGUAUUGAAAAGGACAUUAUCGAAGGAAGAAAAUCCAGAUCCACAUUAUGUAAACAACGUGUCUGAGGGCGAAUUAGCAAGUAACUUUCUUCUCAAUAAAACACCACUACGAAACAAGGAGGACCCACUGCAGUCAAAGUCACCAUUACAUAGACGGGGUGUCAUUAUGUCUGACAGCGGCGAGUUUAUUGGCGAUUUAUUAGUUCCCCCAGAUGAUGGAUUACAUCUCUCUUCAGGGAAACACAGCGUACCACCAAUAUUUUUGGAUGGUGCCGACCUUUCUCCAUCUCAGUUAGACUAUCAAGAAAGAAGGCGAAGCAAACCCUCCAGUCUCUCAGUUUUUGCCAAGUAUGACGGUCCAACCAGCACUGCAAGUUCUCAAGCCAGUUCCAUACAAAACUCGACUUCAAGCCAAUCUCUGGAUCCAAAAUAUUCUAAAUCACCAUCAAACCAAGGAAGCACUAGUGGGAAAAGCUCGGUAACAAGGUCUGGGUCCGUUCGAAAUAAGGUUGCUAAUCUUAUCCACAGUAAAAAGUCUAGCACACCUAACAAAAACCAGCAAAUCGAUUCUAACAUAGAUACACAUACAGGUUGGGGCGUUACAUUCAGGAACCAGCAGCAAGACUUUAAUUUCCUGGGAGGUUCUAGCAACGGUCGUAAAUUAAGCAAUCCCCAUGGUCGUGGGCAAAGUGAUUCCACUAUCUACAGUCAAAUAUCUCCGAAAUCCUCUAGCAAGCAGUCAUUUGGCCACAGCAGGUCUCGAAGUGGAUUUGCAAGCGCAUCUCGUGUUGCUGUCAAUAUGACACCACCAUUAAGCACACAUCACUUACCAAUGAUUAAUAAAGCAUCAUCUAAGGACGAGUAUAAUGAUGACAAAACUCCUACAAACGAUGAAUUCUUUAAAAGGGACCUAAUAAACGAAGAGCUUACACUUCGUCAGUUGAGAAUGGUAACGGGUGAACUUCAGAACACAAAGAACCAAUUAUUAUCUCAGAUUGACCAGCUAAGGAAGACCAAGGAGGAACUCCAAUACCAGGUUGAUAUGCUUAGAAUGGAGCGCAGAGAAUACCAAUCAAACCUUUCUGAAGAGAUGGACGAGACUCAGGUAGCUAUUAAGCAAGUUGUGACAUCAACCACCUCCAGUACAAAGCCAAGAUUCUGGAAACUCUUCAGCGGCAAACCAACCCACUCCGGUCAUUCGAACAACAAUAGUGCUGCUUCAGGUUCAGGCCAAAACGGAAGUUCAAACUCUUCACCCUUUGGAAAUAUUUCACACCCCAUCCUCCAGAAUCCGAACGAAUUCGAAGAUUGGAAAUUAAUUUCAGUAAACCCUGGCGCCGAUCUAUACAGAUCCACUUUGGUCCUGAGGGUAGCAUACGAAGGCAAUGAGCUACCAAUGAUCCUCUCGACAUGUAUUGCCCAUAUAGAAGCAAGUAUGGAUCACAUAACUAGUGAAGGCAUAUACAGGAAAUCCGGAUCCCAGGUACUAAUCGAACAAAUAGAAAAUGAAUUUAUUCAAUGGAAAUCAGACAGCCAAAUCUCCGAGCGCUUAUAUGAAUUUCUAAAUCAAGACAUACACGCUGUAACUAGCGUCCUGAAGCGUUAUUUAAGAAAGCUUCCUGACCCAAUACUCACCUUUCAGGUUUAUGAGCCUCUAAUGCAGCUUGUUCGCGAGGAAAAGUUAUGCUCUACUUUAUCAUUAAAAUCCGCAAAAAAUAGCCAAGUCUAUCCAUCGAUUGUCACUAAACUUGCUAGCCUACUUCGACUGCUACCAACUGAACACUUAUCAGUUUUAAAAGCGCUUUGUCAACAUAUUAACCUCAUUGCAAAAUAUCAGGAUCUGAAUCUAAUGAACUUGAAUAAUUUAUCCCUUGUCUUUACGCCAAGUUUAAUCAGAGACUACAGUGGUGAAAAGGACAUAACAGAUAUGAAAGAAAGAAAUUAUUUAAUUGGGUUCAUAUUCACCCACUACGAUGACAUUUAUGCAAGUUUGUGA
Molecule: messenger RNA, 3174 nt
Organism: Eremothecium sinecaudum
Lineage: Eukaryota; Fungi; Ascomycota; Saccharomycetes; Saccharomycetales; Saccharomycetaceae
Gene: RGA2
Product: GTPase-activating protein RGA2
Exons: 1
Coding region: 1-3174 (1057 amino acids)
Biological process (GO): signal transduction; regulation of GTPase activity
Cellular component (GO): cytoplasm
Source: RefSeq, a predicted model, not a curated record